AUGGCGGCCCCCAUGUCGUGGAGAAGGCUGGUGUACUCGGUGUACACGCCGGCCCUGACCGGUGUUUUCACCCGAAUAUCAGACAGAUUCUUUCGGACGCGGGAUCGGAGAAGAGGGUCCUCUGUGCUGCUCCUGGCCCCCCUCCUGGCCGAGUCGGACCCCGUCCCGCUGGCCUCGUCCCGGCCGCCCAGUUCCAGCGGCGCAGAGGGCAUCCAAUCGCGGUUCCACUGGAUGGCGGACCACGUGCCGGCCUUCCGAGUCCCGGGGGGCUGCGUCCGAGUCCUUCGCUCCCCCGACGAGUUCUACCAGCUCAUGAAGGCACGAAUUAGGACAGCUGAGAGCCGGGUGGUGAUGGCGUCACUGUAUCUCGGCACAGGACCCCUGGAGCAGGACCUGGUGGACUGCAUGCAGGAAGCCCUGGAGAGGUCACAGAGAGAGGGCGUCGGCUCUGACCUCAAGAUCUCCAUCCUGCUGGACUACACCAGGGGAUCUCGAGGUAAGCAGAACUCUCGCUCCAUGCUGCUGCCGUUGCUGCAGCGCUUUCCGGAGCAGAUGCGUGUUUCGCUGUACCACACGCCCGACCUGCGGGGGGUGCUGCGUCUGCUCGUACCCGAGCGCUUCAACGAGACCAUCGGCGUGCAGCACAUCAAGGUGUACCUGUUCGACGACAGCCUCAUCAUCAGCGGAGCGAACCUGAGCGACUCGUACUUCACGAACCGGCAGGACCGCUAUGUGCUGCUGGAGGACUGCGGCGAGGUCGCCGAUUUCUUCGCCGAGCUGGUGGGCGCCGUGGGAGACGUGUCUCUGCAGCUCGCCCCCGACGACAGCGUGCGCAUGCUGGAGGGCAUGGUGCACCCCUACAAAGGUGACCGGGCGGAGUUUUCGGCGUCGGCGCGGCGGCGGAUCAUGUCGGUGGUGAACACGGCGAGGAUGCGGCAGCACCUGCAGGAGGCGGGGUCAGAGGGGGAGGGGGCGGAUCCGGCGAGGGCGGAGCCGGCCGGCGGCCGCAGCGACACCUGGGUCUUCCCGCUGGUGCAGAUGAAGCCGCUGGGGAUCCACCUGGACGAGCAGGUGACGGAGCGGCUGCUGACGGAGGCCGGGGGCGACGCCCGGGUCUACCUGACCUCCGGCUACUUCAACCUGACGCAGGCCUACAUGCGGCUGGUGUUGGGCGCGGCGGCGGAUUACCAGAUCCUCAUGGCCUCGCCCGAGGUGAACGGCUUCUUCGGGGCGAAGGGCGUGGCGGGCGCCAUCCCGGCCGCCUACGUGCACAUCGCCCGGCAGUUCCACAGCAAGGUGUGCCAGCUGGGCCAGCAGCACCGCGUGCAGCUGCACGAGUACCACCGACCCCACUGGACCUUCCACGCCAAGGGGCUGUGGUACUACCUGCGGGGCUGUGAUCGGCCCUGUCUAACCCUCAUCGGAUCACCCAACUUCGGCUAUCGCUCCGUUCAUCGCGACCUGGAGGCCCAGAUUGCCAUAGUGACAGAGAACCAGGAGCUCCAGACUCAGCUACAAGAGGAGCAGGAGAUGCUGUAUAAAAGGUCCUCAGAGGUUUCGAGCGCCACCUUCCUCCAGCCCGACCGCUACGUCAAGCUCUGGGUCAAGCUGGUCACUCCGCUCAUCAAGAACUUCUUCUGAGCCUCCGCCGGCCCAAGGGAACCGAGCCAACGGAACCAGGCUGAAGGUCCAAGCGGAGGAGGGUCCAGAAGAGGGCGGGGUCGGUGCCCGGCGGGCGGAGGACGACGGAGCACCCCACUCUCUCGCCGUUAGUGACCGUCUCUGGGUCGUGUCGCUGCACUUCCACUUCCUGUUACAGUGUGCGGUUUACGUCAGCGCGCUCUCUCUUCGUGAGUGUGUCAGGUCUGCAUGUUUCACCCUCCGCCUGUCCUGUGUUCCCCCCCCGCCCCUGCCGCUCUGUGGCCGAGUAAAGCUGGCUGAGUUCAGGCUGAUGAAGGCAGGAACGCCCCCUGGUUGUGUUCGCUGGGGUCCUGGGACCAGCUCUCCCACUGCGGGCCGCUGUGCAGAGUCUCUCCCCUGCACCCCAGCCUCACGCCUUAAACAGCGGGGCGACUGUCACUGAGGCAGCGGCCUUCCCCCGCAGCCUCAGAUCCCAGCCGAGGAUUACAAGCUGGCAAAGACAGGGAAAGCUCACCAGACUGUGUCAUACCCAUGAGCUCACGGGAGGAAGGCACCAUCUCGCAAGGACGGGUGGGUGGAUCGUACCAUUACUGUGCUGCAAAGUGUCAUGUUUUACAGAUGAGGUUCCAGAAGAAGACUCCAGAGUUCCACUCCCUCCUUUUCUCCUUCCCAGCCCCUCUAAUCGUGUACAGUGUUUUUAUUGUACAGCGUAACGUUUGUAAAAUAACAUAAAAGUUUUCAAAUA
Molecule: messenger RNA, 2386 nt
Organism: Megalops cyprinoides (Indo-Pacific tarpon)
Lineage: Eukaryota; Metazoa; Chordata; Actinopteri; Elopiformes; Megalopidae
Product: CDP-diacylglycerol--glycerol-3-phosphate 3-phosphatidyltransferase, mitochondrial
Exons: 10
Coding region: 1-1641 (546 amino acids)
Biological process (GO): cardiolipin biosynthetic process
Cellular component (GO): mitochondrion
Molecular function (GO): CDP-diacylglycerol-glycerol-3-phosphate 3-phosphatidyltransferase activity
Source: RefSeq, a predicted model, not a curated record